CUCUAUAAAUACCUCCGGUCUUAGCUUUAACCUCACAUUUUCAAUCAAACCACUAUCUAGAAGCUGCUUCCGUCCUUCCUUUCUGUUUCCAUCCGGAAUCUGACGCAAAAUGAUGAAAGUAGUGCUGUGGGUGGACUUUCACUGUGAAAAAAUGAAGUCCAAAGCCAUGAAGGCAGUUUCUAAACUUCCAGGAGUUGAAUCAGUGUCAGUGGACACGAAAGACAAGAAAUUGACAGUAACUGGAGACGUGGACCCAGUAUGCGUAGUAGACAAGCUGAAGAAGGUGUGUAAUACAGAAAUAAUAUCUGUAGGACCAGCGAAGGAGCCAGAGAAGAAGAAGAAAGACGAUGAUAAGGCAAAGAAGGAAGCAGAAGAAAAGAAAAAACUUGAGUUGGAGGCAAAAAGGUUGGCUGAGCUCAGGAGUUUGUCAGAGUAUUAUCACCACCAGAUGAGACAUCCAUAUCCAUAUUACUGUAGAAGCAUGGUUGAAGAAGACCCAAAUAGCUGUGUCAUUUGCUGAAUGUUAGAUCAGACUCAUAUCACCAGAUCACUUUGUUUGAGUUGUGUGUUUCUGUUCAGUUCAUGACUUUUUCUUUUGCUUAAUUUCUGUUCAGGAUGUUCGUAAUGAAGUGACCAUAUUUGAUUUUGC
Messenger RNA from Neltuma alba, 649 nucleotides. RefSeq names its product heavy metal-associated isoprenylated plant protein 12-like. The transcript is spliced from 3 exons. NCBI's taxonomy places the organism in Eukaryota, Viridiplantae, Streptophyta, Magnoliopsida, Fabales, Fabaceae. The coding region runs from base 110 to 520 and encodes 136 amino acids. The record is from RefSeq and is a predicted model, not a curated record. Gene Ontology annotation, molecular function: metal ion binding.